AGUAAACUCAUUUUUACAUGGGAGCAAGGUCAUGGGAAUUUGGAAGUAAAAGCACCAUGGACACAAACCAGGUUCAAGAAAGGAUAACCAUGGCUUCUAUGGAUGAUGUAGAGCAGUGUUGUCUCAUUCCAGCAAUUGAGGAGGAGGCUGAAUGGUUAGUUUUUGGUGGAUCGAAAAGGGUGGAGGGCGGUGGCGGUAGUGGAGACGGCACAAGCGACAAGCAGAAAGGAAGAGGUGAAGAGUUGAGUAAGGGAAAAGACAAAUCGGCAGUCCCCCCCCCCCCUCUUGAACUGCGCGCCGCCUUGGAGCGAUCAAUGUGCUGGGGUUUGGGAGAUUUAUCAGUUAUUUUAUUUUUAAGGUCUUAUUUUCGUGUUGUGUUUUACAUUGUUG
This is a messenger RNA of Cuscuta epithymum, 390 nucleotides long. NCBI's taxonomy places the organism in Eukaryota, Viridiplantae, Streptophyta, Magnoliopsida, Solanales, Convolvulaceae. The record is from the annotation of a GenBank genome assembly.